CGUUGCCCCCGGUCGGAGUGGCCCGGCCACUGAGCAGAGAGCACGGCAGGCGGCGCGGUCGGUGUGACAGGCAACUGCUGCUGCUGCGGGAGGAGGAAGAGGAGGAGGGUGCGGAGGAAGCACACACACUCUGCUCUCUCACUAGGAGGAGGAGUCGGAGCAGCAGCUGCAGCGGCGGCGGCCUGAGCGAUAGGAUGUCCCGACAUGAAGGUGUCAGCUGCGAUGCUUGUUUAAAAGGAAACUUCAGAGGCAGACGAUACAAGUGCUUAAUUUGCUACGAUUACGACUUGUGUGCAUCUUGCUAUGAAAGUGGUGCAACAACGACAAGGCAUACAACAGACCAUCCAAUGCAGUGCAUAUUGACAAGAGUAGACUUUGAUUUAUAUUAUGGUGGGGAAGCUUUCUCUGUAGAGCAGCCACAGUCUUUUACUUGUCCUUAUUGUGGUAAAAUGGGUUAUACGGAGACCUCGCUACAAGAGCAUGUUACUUCAGAGCACGCAGAGACCUCAACAGAAGUGAUUUGUCCAAUAUGUGCAGCAUUACCAGGGGGAGAUCCAAAUCACGUCACAGAUGAUUUUGCUGCCCAUCUUACACUUGAACACAGAGCUCCCAGGGAUCUAGAUGAAUCCAGUGGAGUUCGGCACGUACGAAGGAUGUUUCACCCUGGCAGAGGUUUGGGAGGGCCGCGAGCACGCAGAUCAAACAUGCACUUUACUAGCAGUUCCACUGGAGGGCUUUCAUCCUCACAGAGCUCGUACUCUCCAAGCAAUAGGGAAGCAAUGGAUCCUAUAGCUGAGCUACUAUCUCAAUUAUCAGGAGUGAGGCGCUCAACGGGUGGUCAGCUCAACUCUUCGGGCCCUUCUGCCUCUCAACUGCAACAGCUGCAGAUGCAGUUACAAUUAGAGAGGCAGCAGGCACAGGCAGCACGGCAACAACUAGAAACGGCACGUAACGCAACUAGACGCAACAAUGCAAGUAGUGUUACCACAACAAUAACCCAAUCAACAGCAGCAACCAACACAUCCAACACAGAAAACAAUCAACAAACUAUACAGAAUUCACAGUUUCUGCUCACAAGAUUGAAUGAUCCCAAGAUGACAGAAGCUGAGCGACAGUCAUUAGAAAGUGAAAGGGCCGAUCGUAGCCUAUUUGUCCAGGAGCUGCUGCUUUCUACAUUAAUGCAGGAAGAAAGCUCCUCCUCAGAUGAGGACGAGCGGGGGGAAAUAGCUGAUUUUGGGGCAAUGGGUUGUGUAGAUAUAAUGCCUUUAGAUGUUGCUUUACAAAACUUAAAUCUAAAAGAGAGCAAUAAAGGAAAUGAGCCUCCGCCACCUCCUCUUUGAUGACAUCCCCCUUUGCAGACAAUGUCCUCUGUGCUGUAACUGCCAAUGAAAGUGGACAAACAACUAUCUUUGGGUUUGUUUUGGUGAUUGUAAUUUCCGGUCUGUCACUCUUGUUACAUUGUGUACAUUCAAAAAGAAAAAAAAAAAUGUAAAAAAAUUGAAAAAAAAAGAGACAGAGGCAAAUAUAUAUGACAAAAUCACUUAACUAAUUUUUACUUCUAGCAGAUAUAAGUAGGUAGCAGUGCCAGAGGCAGCCGUCUGCUUCCUGUACAUUGACGUAAACAAAAAUAAAGCUCUCCUAAUCUCCCACAUUCAAACUGAAGAGGAAAACUAAAGUAUAUGAAAAAAAAUCUCUAAUGAAGCUGCUGUGUGUAUUUAUGAAUAUUAAUUAAUAAAAACUGCUUGGAUGGUUUACCAUAACUACUGCAUGAGGUUUUUUGCAGCGUGCAUGAGGUUUUAGUGAUGUCAUUAAGAAAAAAAAAAAAAUUAAAACAGUCUUAAAUUUUAAGAUUGUUAAACCGUAAAUCCCAAAGCUUUCCUAAACAUUAUUCAAAAGGUUACAGCACCUGACGACAUUCAAGUUUAGCCUGGACUAGUGGGUUGUAGCCAUGGAUCUUUUGAAUAAUGUGUUUCUAACUAUUUCAUGUAAAUUCAAUGUAAGUUCUGCAGUGGCAUUAACUGUGUGUCUACUUGCCCAGUAGUUACAGUAUAGUAUCUAGCUCUCUCUCAAAUGUAAUUUUACAGUCAAAACUAACAGAUCUUUUACUGAAAACUUAUUUUAAAAAUCUUAUAGAUUUGUUGAUGUCUUUUUGCUAAGUAAACGGAUAAGUCAUAAUUUGGAUGGCAGUAUUCUGUUCAAUUCUAAGCACGAUACAUCAUUUCAUUGGUCUGAGCAAUCCGUAUAUCAAAUCUCCCUCAUAUUUAGAGAAUGCAAAACCAUAAGCUUUUCCGUGCUAAUCAGCAGUUUGGUUCUUUUACACAUCGAAAAAUAAAUUAUUCAUAGAAAAGAAUUCCACCUAUGAGUUUUGUCUCCUUCAAAGUUCUUGUUCAAUGUGAAGUGACAUUACAGUCAAGCCACUGUCAGAAAUUGCGAUGUUUGUGACCCCUCAAUCCACCUUUGUUCUUCUAUGUUUAAAGGUUUUUUUAAUUAGUGUUUUUUUUUCUUCAUCUUUUUUUUUAAUGUGGUUGUUUAUAUACAUAUAUAUAUAUAUUUGAAAAAAAAAGUUUUCAAUUGUUGACUUUGUUUUAUCCAGGUGUAGGCUGAUUCCUUUAAAUGCUGUUUAAAACAAGUUAGCCAAGAUGAUGUUUUAGUUUAAAAAAAAAAAAAAAGCCUUUUCACAUUCUUAAUCAUUUUUCUGAGUUCUUAUUUAUGUAUUUGCUUCUUAGUUUGCAGAGACUUGUCCGCAAAAGGAGAGCUUGAGGAUUUUUCCCCAGACUUUGUCAAUAUAUUAUACAUAAUUCCUAAUGCUAAUGUUAGCACUUUUUUAUUUAUUGUUACUUUGAUUGUUCUUUCGGCAUACAAGUAAAAGCCUUUGAUUAAAAAUCAUGCCACCUACAUGCCUAUACUAUUAAUCCUAUAUGUAAAAAUAUGUACAGUGUUCUUUUUGUGCAUAGACUUUCAUAAAGGGCCCGACAAAGUGGGUAGCAGUUUUCUUUUUUCUUUUGUUUUGUUUUGCAAUGUAAAGUUAGUAUAUAAAGAAAAUAAAAAGAAAAGUACGCACAGCUUUCUGAUGAAUCGAAAAAUUUACUAUGACUUGAUCAUGUCUGCAUUUGAUCCUCUUUCCUUUCCCUCACUUAAUUUGGCAUCUGUCUGUUUUUGCAGCAUUACAUUGUGGUUAAUCAAAAAAAACAGUGGCGUGUUGUAAACCACGAUAACACUGGGAUUGUUGGUGCUUGUUCCUCCUAAUUAUUCCCCAUGAUUCCCACCUUCUGUAUUUCUGCACACUCUAGCACUUGAAUGUUGUAUCCCAUCCCAUGUCAGGGUUAUGGUGCUGAAAGGGUUCCGUAAAGAGGUGAUACUGGUUCUCUAGUAAUUGUAGCAGUAUAGCCCAGUUUUCCUUUUUUUAUUUUGUUGAUAAUUUCCAAAAAAAAAAAAGUAAAAAUGACAAAAAACAUAACGUUUCUUCUAGCUGUAGUCUUUUCAUACACAUUCUGCACAUUACAGCAAUUCAUUCGGUUCAAUAAAGCAUUUUCAAGACUGUU
Pseudophryne corroboree (corroboree frog) is the source of this 3542-nucleotide messenger RNA. It is a transcript of the gene KCMF1, whose product is annotated as potassium channel modulatory factor 1. Gene Ontology annotation, biological process: synaptic signaling. The transcript is spliced from 7 exons. NCBI's taxonomy places the organism in Eukaryota, Metazoa, Chordata, Amphibia, Anura, Myobatrachidae. Gene Ontology annotation, cellular component: plasma membrane. The record is from RefSeq and is a predicted model, not a curated record. Gene Ontology annotation, molecular function: zinc ion binding. Bases 195 to 1340 code for a protein of 381 amino acids.